AUGGCCGACGCCCCCGUCUCCCCACUCAAACCCCACGACACCACCGAAACGACCCCCGAGCAUAUACAAGAAACAGGCCGAGUAAGCCCCCUCGGCACCGAAACACCCGCUCCUCCAAAAUCCUCCACCCCCAAACCGCGCGUCUCCUUCCAAGAACAAGACCAACACCUCGACGCACCCCCGCCAAAACCUCCCCGGCCCGCCAGUCCCAUGGACCAAAGCGAACACACCCUAAUCGAAGCCUUCCCAACCAUCGACGCGAAAGUCGUCCGCGCCGUUCUGCACGCCAGCGGCGGCCGCCUCGAACCCGCCUUCGAAGCACUGCUAGGCAUGUCCGACCCAAACUUUGUACCGGAAGAGUCUGCACCACCGCCUCCGCAGCCGCCGAGACCGCAGACUCAGACUCAGCGACAACCGAAGAAUCAGUUGGAAGCGGAUGAGAUGUACGCAAGACAGCUGGCAGAGCAGUAUAACACUCACUCCGACCCAUAUCAGCAGCAGAGGGGCCAGACGCGGUAUAAUCAGCGCGAACCUGGGCAGCGGCGGCCGAAUCAGCAGAAGCCAGUAUACAAUGAGGAUGAUCGUGAGCAUAGUUUCUUUGACGAUGACCUACCGGAGAUAGGAAGGAAUAUCCAACAGGGCUUUUUCGAGACGCAGAAGAAGGUCAAUAGCUGGAUUUCCAACUUCCGGAAACGGCUCGAUGGGGAUGAUGCGGAUGAGGAGGACGAGGAUUUGUAUUCUGCGUCCCAGCCUUCUUCGAGGCAGAACACCAACCGCUGGGCUCAAGGCGGUGGAGGAGUGGAAGGCAGACAAAACUUCGGCCCCUCGCAAAGUGAGCAACUACGAGGGAUCCAGCGGGCGGCGGAACAGAGGCAGCAACAGCAACAACGCUCAGCUCGACAGAGUACAGAAGCGGCCCGGUAUGACGCCGACCCGCACCAGAUAGGAGACGAUGAGUUCGAAAGACUCGAAUUGAGGGACAACGACGAUGAUGAGGUGGAGGAACUCCCGCCGGCGCAGCCACCGAGACGGACGUCCAGUCGUCUGCCGGCGAAAGCGGAUUUGUUCAAACCGCAGCCGAAACCGCCACAGUCUGGGCCGGUGGAUGAAGUGGAUGCGGGGGAGCGGGGUGGGAAGGGGAAGAAGUGGCAAUCGCUUACCUCCAUCCAGCCGCAGGUGGUGGAGGAUGAUGCUGAUCCGUUUGCGUUGGGGGAUGAUGAGGAGGAUGUUGCGACGACGACGGCGGAGGGCAAGGGGAAGGGGGUGGAAGUUGGGAAGGAAGAAGUGAGGCAGGAGGAUACGGAGAGGUUAAAGAAGUCUGCGAGUACUAGUGUGAGUGAGGGGAAGAGCGGUGGUGGUGCCGCGGAGGGAGAGGGAGAUAGGAAGGGGAAGGGAAAGGCGUUAGAGGAGAGUGGGAGGAGUGGGAGUGUGGACUUGGAGGCUAAGGAGCUUUUGGCUGGGAAGGGGCCUGAGAAGGAGUAG
Molecule: messenger RNA, 1482 nt
Organism: Baudoinia panamericana UAMH 10762
Lineage: Eukaryota; Fungi; Ascomycota; Dothideomycetes; Mycosphaerellales; Teratosphaeriaceae
Exons: 1
Coding region: 1-1482 (493 amino acids)
Biological process (GO): ubiquitin-dependent protein catabolic process
Cellular component (GO): cytoplasm
Molecular function (GO): ubiquitin binding; ubiquitin conjugating enzyme binding
Source: RefSeq, a predicted model, not a curated record